AUGACCCAAUUUAAUGAAGAUUUAAUGAAAGCUCUCGCAAGAUUUUUGGGACCUUAUGAUAAUAAUAUAUCUAGUGGAAACAACCGAAUUGAUGAAAUCUUAAAAGCAUCACAACGUAAUUCAAUUGACGAUGAUGAUUUUCUUGAAUGGAUUGAAUUUAAUAAAUUAGUAAAUUUUAAAUAUAUUUCAAGAGGAGGAAUUGGUGAAAUAUAUUCCGCUAUCUGGAAAGAUGGUCCAUCAAAUAGCGCUGAUAUAUUUGAUAGGUUAUUUAAUAGGAAGGGAGAAUGUUUCAUCGUUGUUAAAUUUUUUAAAAAGGAUAAAGAAUUUUUUAAUGAGCUUAUAAAAACUUACAAGAUUAUUGGAACUUGUCCAAGAGCUUCCGGAUUAGAAAAUCUUGUUCAUAUCUACGGAGCAACAAGAGAUUAUGAAAAUGGAAAUUAUGGAAUUGUCAUGGAAUACUUAAAUAGUGGAAAUCUUGAAAAAUAUUUAGAAAAUAAUUGGGAAUCUAUAACUUGGAAAGAAAAAUUGGGAAUUCUUAAAGAUGCAGCGCAUGGUUUGUUAAAAUUACACGAUGCAGGAUUAAUUCACGGAGAUUUACAUACCAGAAACGUAAUGAUUUCAACAAAUCUUUAUGAUCAUCCUACGGGAUAUUUAGGAGAUUUCGGAUUAUGUAGAACAGAUGAAAGUAAUGAAAGUAAUUCAAGAAUACAAAAAAAUGUAAUUCCGUAUAUGGCUCCAGAGUUAUUGUUGGGCGAAGGAUAUACUAAAAAAGCUGAUAUUUAUAGUUUUGGAUUAAUAAUGUAUCAAGUAGCUACCAAUACAAGACCAGAGCGGUAUAGACAUUAUAAACAUAGAUUAGCUAAUGAUAUUCUUAAUGGUCGUCGACCUGGAUUUAAUAGAGAUUUAAUGCCUCAUUGUUAUGAAAGUUUAAUGAGAAAUUGUUGGAGUAAUGGGAAAAGAAAUCGUCCUAAGGCUGAAACUCUUUAUGCAAGAUUUUGUGAAUGGGAAGAAAAUUAUUAUAAACGGAAUUCUCCUUUUAAAAAUUUUAGGCUUCAGAGAGUUGAACCUUCUGGUAAUGGUAAUGGUUAUUUUUAA
This is a messenger RNA of Rhizophagus irregularis DAOM 181602=DAOM 197198, 1095 nucleotides long. RefSeq lists its product as uncharacterized. The record is from RefSeq and is a predicted model, not a curated record. NCBI's taxonomy places the organism in Eukaryota, Fungi, Glomeromycota, Glomeromycetes, Glomerales, Glomeraceae. Gene Ontology annotation, molecular function: ATP binding; protein kinase activity. Gene Ontology annotation, cellular component: cytoplasm. Gene Ontology annotation, biological process: signal transduction; protein phosphorylation.